CCGCGCCGGACUUGGAGAUCCAAGCUCCUUGCCCUUAUCAAGCGCCCUUCCAUCACCACUUCGAACAUCCCAUGCAACCAAUUUAAUUUCAAGUUCAUACGCAUCCCGGACUCCAAAAGAAGGUCAACAUGGUCCUCACACACACCACCAACCACACCUAUUCGCAUCCCUUCCCGACCGUCACCCUCGCCUUCUUCCUCCGCUACUGCUCCCCGCAGCUCAACCCCUUCGCCAGCCAUGUGCUCAGCACCGAUACCAUCUCCUCGCACGUCGACCGGGACACGGGCCGUCUGCACACGACACGCAUCCACCUGAAGAAGUCCCGCCUACCACCGGGUGUCAUGAAAUUAUUGCCUUCAUCCCUAACGGGCGGGACGACGGACAAGGCAUCCUACAUUCUCGAGACGAGCAUCGUGGACAUGCGCGAGGGAUGGAUGGCGACGGAGAGCCGGAACCUCAACUUUGUCGGUGUGCUCUCGGUGGUUGAGAGGCAGCUUUACGCCGUGCCCAAGACCAAGCCGGCGGCGGACAACACAGACGUCGAGACCAGGGUGGUGUUCCGCUCGCGGCUGGGCGAGCGGAUCCGAGACCGCCUAGGACAGGCACAGGCGCAGGCGGAGGCGGCCGCGAACGACGGCAACACCGGGUUCUUUGCGCGGCUGGGUGCGCAGGGCAUCCAGCGCAGCAUCGAAACGUUUGCGUCGACCAAGACACAGGACCAGCUCGGAAAGAGCCGCGAGGGCAUGUGCAUGAUCCUCGAAAGGCUACGGCAGACGGGCAUCAUGGGCGUGCUCGAGCUGAGGAAGAUGGCGAGCCAGCGCGGGACGGAGGCUGCACGCUGAGCGAGGCAUACUUGCUGUGCUACCUCGUCGGCCUCAAAGAGAAACGAGCAUUGCCAACUGAAGCAACGCUCUGGCUUUGGGCUACCGAUUGGUAUACCCAUUUCUCAGGAAGGGCCCUCUCUUCGGCACACAUCACGCACUCUCUCGCCCGCUUACGCAACAUGACGACACGUUCGGUUGAU
Chaetomium fimeti is the source of this 1024-nucleotide messenger RNA. RefSeq names its product PRELI-like family-domain-containing protein. Gene Ontology annotation, cellular component: mitochondrial intermembrane space. Bases 129 to 842 code for a protein of 237 amino acids. Gene Ontology annotation, molecular function: phosphatidic acid transfer activity. The record is from RefSeq and is a predicted model, not a curated record. Gene Ontology annotation, biological process: phospholipid transport. The transcript has a single exon. Lineage: Eukaryota; Fungi; Ascomycota; Sordariomycetes; Sordariales; Chaetomiaceae.